AUGUUUGCUUGUUGUGGAAAAAAGAAGAAAGAUCGGAAGCAUGUUUCUUUAGGGAAUCUUCAUUAGUUAAAUUUAAUUUGUUAAGAUGGACUAUACUUUGAUAAGAAUCUUAAAAUACUUACAGAAUUCAAUAAAACCAAUGUAUUCCAAAUUUAUUUAAUUGUGUAUAGUUUAGUGAUACCUAAAGAGGAAAUUGCAAAUAUUAUUGUCCAAUAUGUUUUAAAUAUUAUGACUGUAUGAUCCAAACAUAUUUUCAAUAGGUAUGUUAAAUACAACAUGCUGUUCCAAUUAUGUCUGUCAUAUUUGUGCAGUUUAAUCUCUAGCAAACAAAAUGUACAAUUGUCAUUAUUGUCGAAAAGAGCAAUGUAAAUAUGUAGAUGUUGAUCCUACACAUUAGUUAAAAAUAUACAUAGAUUCACAUACUAAAAUAUGAAAUUUAUAUUAAUUAAUAUAUACAAAUGUAAAAAGUUGAUUACAUCUUUAAGAUUGUACUCAUUGGAUCAUAGAAUGUAGGCAAAUCUUCAAUUAUGGCCAGAUUUAUUGAUCAAGUUUUUAAUGAUAGUUACCUUUCCACAGUUGGAGUUGAUUUCAGAAUUAAAACACUUUCCAUAUAAGAUAAAACGUAAAUAAAAACCUACGCUUAUUAGAAUUAAAAUGCAGAUUUGGGACACUGCUGGAUAGGAACGAUUUUAGGCUUUAACAUAAUCUCAUUACAAAGGAGCUCAUGGUUGCAUUGCUGUAUAUGAUGUUACAAGUGAAAGGUAAUACUCCAAAAUCAUAUUACUUAAUAGAUCAUUUGAAGAUGCUAAAAAAUUCUUAAAGUUAGUAAUUGAAGAACAUGGUUUGAUUCCUGAAGCAUGCUAUUUAAUUGCCAAUAAAGUUGAUUUAAUCAAUAAAAGAGUGGUAUUUAAAUUCUAAUUAUUCUAGAUUCUUGUCAAGAGUGGAAGUGAUUUUGCAUAAGAUUUAGGAGUUAAUUAUUUAGAAACUUCUGCCAAAACAGGAGAUAAUGUAAAUUAAUUAUUUUUGGAAUUGGGCAAAAUUAUCUUAAAUUUAGUGGAUCAGAAACGCACAAAUGCCUAACCGCCGGAAAAUGAUACGAAAUUAAGAACAUUGGAUACAUAAAAAAUAGAAUAGGAACAAAGUUGUAAGUGCUGA
Messenger RNA from Paramecium sonneborni, 1155 nucleotides. NCBI's taxonomy places the organism in Eukaryota, Ciliophora, Oligohymenophorea, Peniculida, Parameciidae. The record is from the annotation of a GenBank genome assembly.